CUCGUCAGGUGUUGAAAUUUCACAUGGAGAGAGCUCGUUGCUAGGAAACAUCUGGCAAAAUGUGUUCAUUACAUCACUCGCAUUGGAUAAGAUAAACUCAACCCGACAGUCGCAAAACAAGCACCUCUUCUCUGAUGGCCUCCUUCUUACAACAGCUAAGACUUCUUCUUUGGAAAAAUGGCCUGGGUGUCAUCCGGCAGCCAGCCUGGACGCUGGCUCUCAUUGUCUGGCCUCUUGUGAUCUUUAUCAUCUUGGCCAUCACCCGUUCACAGUUCCCUCCAAAACUCAAAGAUCCAUGCUAUGUGGCACCACGAAACCUCCCAAGCACUGGGUUCUUCCCUUUCCUACAGACCCUCAUGUGCAGCACAGACAGUUCCUGCGCAAACAGAUCCUACCUAACAGAUGGACAGUCCAAAUCAGUCUGGUAUACAGGCCAUCGUCGGCGCAGGGAUACUGAAUCUCACAGUCUACCAGCGCUGCUCCAUGGCUUACCUCCACUGGCCGAUCUGCAAAAGGGAGGGCUGGUUCACUCCAUUCUUAAAAGGGAAACAUCAGAUCAACCAGAGCUUCUACGGAUAUGGGACCAAAUGCUCAAUUCCAGUUUUCAAAGUAAUGCGACUUCUGUCGUGAACAUUUUCAACAGCUCUGUACUGGUUGAUAAGGAGAUAAUGGCCUCCAUUUGGGAGUCAGUGAACAUCCUGAAAAAAUCCUUAUGCAGUUUCUCUAUGACUGCCAUGAACAUCUCGGCAGAUUCUCAGCCGGAUCCCAUCACAUAUGGCAUAAUAAACUUCUGCAUGUCUAAUGACACGGUUCUGGAAGCAUCCUUACUAACCCUGAAUCAGAUGUUGACAGAAAUGCUCCUCAAUAACCAAUCAGAAGUGUUCAGUUCUAUUGGGGGGGCUGUGGAGGUCCUUGAUAGGCUUCAACAAGAGUCGUCAGUAUGGGACUUCCUGCUGGGCCUGCCUGAUCUCCUCCUGAAGCCCUCAGAGAUGAUAAGUGCUGGAGCCGAGGAACUGGGAAAUCUGAAGAAGUGUGUUCUGGUGCUGUUCAUCGAGGAAGACUUCCGUACAUUUUUGUGCAAUCAUAACAUCACCGCUGCUUAUUGCUGGAGUUGGGAAGCUGGACAGAUAUUUCAAGGAAUAAAUACAGGAAAGGUUGCUCAACAGGUGAUGGUGGCGUGGAGUCAGAACUCUGCCUCGGAAGAUGUGGCCUUCACGAAGGAGGUCUUGAGCAAUGUGCUGGGCAUGGUCUCUCCAGCAGUCUUGGAUGUACUUAAACAGAGCAGGUCCCAGCGCAGCAGCGAUGCUCAACCACUGAGCCUGUGGGAACAACUAAUCUUUGGAAUUGGCAAAACAGCAUUUGAUCUUCUACAAGGGAUACCUGGAUGGGAGUACAUGGAGACUUACAUUAUUGGUGGCCAUUCUUCCAUGCAGAUGGCCAGAGUUGCAAUGGAAGCACAGCUACCAUUCAUGCAGCUGGUCCUGAAAGAUGCCAAGUAUGUCCAGGAGAUCUUCCUUUCCCUAAUGCAGAAUGAGACCUUUGCAAAUGCCUGGGCUGACAUUGGAAUGAACUCCAUUGUACAAACUGUAGUUAAGAUUCUAGAAGGCCACACUAACUGCAGUGAUCUGUCUGCUCCCUGGACUUGGAUGUCAACAUUUACCUCUAUAGACCCUCAGCAGUGGGAUGCUCUCAUUUGCUCUGGGAAAAACACAAAUCUUGAGCAAAUGCUGUUAACACCAAUUUAUCCUGUAAUUGAAACGGUCCAACAGUUGAUCGAUGUAGUAAAUGGAACUUUAAUGUACAAUGUCACACCCUCCAUACUUAUGGCUGAGUGGCACAGACUAUAUGCAACUUACCUGCAGUACAGCACUUCCCUCCAGAACUUGACAACUGAGCUCAAUCAAGACUACUUUUCUGCAUGGACCCAAGAGAACAUUAGAAAUAAUUUGUCCCAGAUACUGCUGAACAGACCUAUCCAGGGAACAGUGGCUCUACUACAAAGCAUCUACAAGGACACGUACAUGGGACUUUUGCAACAUGUUCUUGCCAACAGCUCUGGUCAGCUGCUUGACAAUGACAGAUCACUACAAGGACUUUUGCUGAGCCUCAGUAAUACUGUUGAUAAGAAAAUUCAGCUCCUCUCCAAUAUUCAGUCCACUGAGCAGUUUGAAAAUCAACUCUCGCAUUCUCUGUUAAAUGAGAUCAUGGCGGCUCUUGGACUGGGACAGCUAGAUACUCUGUUGUUAGGAGGUUCCCAGACAUCUGACCUCCAACCAGCCAUUCUUCAGGUCCUCACCAAUGACUACAUCCAGAUGCUACACAAUGAGGGGGGUUUUGCAGUGUUGCAUUCGAUUUUGAGCCAACUUGGAUCCCUCCUGCCUCCACAGCAACAGUCUCAGUUAGAAGCAGGGAUAAAUAAUACUCAUGCUCUUUUUCAAGAUUUGGAGAUCUGCUCAGCAUAUGGUCAGGACUGCGUUGCUGAUGUUCAAAAUGUUUUUCAUCUUCUAAUUUUUCUUUCUGAAAUAGUUGCAGCUGGAAAUGAUAGCAACUGGCCAAUGACACACAUUCAGGGUAACAUGACUCUUUCUGUUGCCGCUGAUGUGCUUUCUCUGCUCCUUUCAAUGUCAUCUGAAUCCAACAUGGAGAUUGUCAGUAAGGUUAAACAUUUUCUCAACCAGGUCAAUGCAUUUCCUGUUUCCAAUUUAACCAGCAUCAAUCAGGCUCUUGAAGCCUCUAAUCUCACUAUAUUCGAAUUAGAACAAGUCUGUAAUGUAAUUAGAAAUGAUUGGUCAGCGCCCAUACUGCAUUCUCUGUUCGUCCUCAAUAUGGCCAUUCAAACCCCACAAUGUAACACUUACAAUUCCUCAAUGCCUCAAACCACAGAAUCUGAGGCUGAAUGUGUUCUUCAGCUCAUUCAGAGUGCAAAUGGUUUACUUCAAGAAAUUCCAGUGGCGGAGAACAUUCAAACAACUCUUAGCGACUGGCUUAACAUCACAGCUGUAGAGUUUCAGAAACUAAUGGACAUGUCUAGCCUUGAAUCUAAUCAACAUGCAUUCACAGAGGAGGUGCUGAUAGCAACACUCUCAACCAUAAAACAAAACCUUCAGAGUUUCGAAGUGGAAAAUAUGACUAUGAUUACAAGUGAGCUCAACUUUCUGGAGGACCUUUUGAAAAUUGCAUUCAAAGAACAGUAUCCAUAUCAAACCAUUAACUCUACACUGAUGGCUCAUGGACAAUACAAACUGAAGGUAUAUAGAGAAAUCACACUGUGGUAUUUAAACAAGCUUGGGAAUGCCACCAGUAGCAGCAAGUUUGUGGAAAUUCUCCAUCCCCUGAUCCGCAUCACUAAAAUGCAAGUGGCUCUCAGCAAUGCAGAAAUCAAUUUUACGGCAUUAGUGAUGAACCAAAUCCAGAACUUGACAGCCCAUGUGCAGCUUCCUCUGGAUAGGGGAGAUCUUAUGCAGGUUGCCAAUGCAAUCAUGACCAUACUGCAUGGUGAGCUGAAACUAAUAAGAACAAAUCUUGAAAUCCAACAGGCAUUUUUUGAUUCUCUAGGCUCCCCUAUGAACAUUAGUAUUCCCUCUGAAAUCGAAGCUCAGAUCAUGACCUACCUCAACAUGACAAAGGACUGGAUCACUGACCCAGAACUAACAAUGGCACUUGCCAGAAUUGUCCAAUGGAACAUGAGCUCUUUGGACAUCACAACACCUGGUAUGGAUCUUGAGCAGCUCAUCCAAGCCAUACACACCCUACUCUACCCUGAGGACAGAGCCUACCUUGCCAUUGCUGACCAGGUCUCUCAGGCUGUAAAUAAUGCUCUACAGAUUGCUAGCACUGAAGAUGGACUCCAAAGUGGAAACUUCACAGAGGCCAUUGUCAGUGCUGUGAGAGCGGUUUUGGAGAGUAUGUCCAAUGAGACUGGAGCUCUACCCCAGGAUCUGGUUCAUAGUAUUCUUGGAGCUUUUCAUGGCUCACUUCAGUUGAUCCUGAACCCCAGGAUGAGCUACAAUCAAUCUAGCAACUUCACACAGGAGACUGCCCAGAGGGUGGAGGAAGUAAUCCAUGCCCUUUUUCCAGUGAAGGUGGCUGAGGUGUUGGUUCCCAUCACAAAUAACAUUUUUACUUAUUUGGAGACCAUCUCCCAACCUAAUGGACCGGACAAAUGGAAUGAAGUCAUCAUAAAUGUGAUGAAAGAACUUCAGAAUUCCCUGCCGUCAAACAACACAGAUCAGCCCAUCUUAUCCAUGUUAUUAAAGGUCACAGAAUUUAUUCUAAACUCAAAUGAGGGCAACUUGACAAAGGACUGGAUUGCUAACCAACAACUGACCAUAGCAAUUGACAGAUUUUUCCAGGGGAACAUUAGCUUUGCAGAUAUUGCAACAACUGUGAUGGAUCUUGACCAACUUAUCGAAACCAUGAACCCCCUACUCUCCCCAGAGGAGAGAGCUUUCAUCGCAGUAGCUGAGCAGGUCUCACAGGCAGUGAACUCCGCUCUAGAGGUAGUUCGCACGGAUGGUGGUCUCCAAAGUGUUGGUGGUCUCAUAAAUGCUAUUAAUUUGGUUCUGGAGAGUAUGUCUAAUGAGACUGGAGUUCUACCUCAGGAUGUGGAUCACAAUAUUCUUGGUGCUUUACAAGGUUCGCUUCAGCUGAUCCUGAACCCCAGUAUGAGCUACGCUCAGUCUUGCAACCUCACACAGGAGACUGUCCAGAUGGUGGAGAAAGUAAUUCAUGACCUUUUGACAGCAGAGGCGGCUGAGGUGUUGGUUCCAAUAACAAAUAGCAUUUUUACCUAUUUGGAAACCAUCUCCCAACCUGGUGGACCUGACAAAUGGAAUGAAGUCAUUGUAAAUGUGAUGAAAACACUUCAGAAUUCCCUGCCAUCAAACAACACAGCUCAACACAUCAUAUCUAUUAUGAUGAAGGCUACAGAAUUCAUUCUGAACUCAAAUGAAGGCAACUUUUCAAAGGACUGGAUCAUUAACCGACAACUGACAAUGGCACUUGACAGAAUUUUCCAGAGCAACAUUAGCUUGGUAGAUAUCACAAAUUUGGGGUUGGAUCUUGACCAACUAUUGCAAGCUUUGAUGCCCCUACUGUCCCCAGAUGAAAGAGCCUUCAUUUCUGUUGCUGACCAGGUCUCUCAGGCAUUAAGCUAUGCUCAACAUUUAGCCAGCACCAAUAAUAUCCAAAGUGAAAACUUUACAGAAGCCAUCUUAGGUGCUGUGGACAUGGUUCUACAGAGUAUGUCUAAUGAGACUGGAGGUCUACCUCAGGAUAUGGCUCACAAUAUUCUUGGUAUGUUUCAUGGUUCUCUUCAGCUGAUACUGAACUCCAAUAUGAGCUACGCUCAAACUAGCAACCUAACUCAAGAGAUUGUCCAGAUGGUGGGGGGAGUAAUCCAUGCCUUUUUGCCAGCAGAGGCAACUGAGGUGUUGGUUCCCAUCAAAAACAGCAUUAUUACCCAUCUGAGCAACAUCUCCCAACCUGGUGGACAUGAUAAAUUAAAUGAUGUGAUUAUAAAUGCGAUGAAAGAACUUCAGAAUUCCCUGCCAUCAAACAGCACGGCACAGCCCAUCUUAACCAUGCUAAUUAAGAUCACAGAAUUCAUUCUUACCUCAAAUGAGGGCAAUUUAACAAGGGACUGGAUCGUUAACCAACAAUUAACAAUGGCAUUUGCCAGAAUAUUCCAGGGAAAUCCUAGUGCAGCAGAUAUCGCCACAUCCGGGAUGGAUCUUGACCAGUUAAUCCAAGCCUUGUAUCCCUUAUUCUCCCCUGAGGAAAGAGUCUUCCUCACUGUUGCUGACCAGGUGUCUCAGGCAUUAAAUAAUGCUCUACAGACUGCUAGCACUGAUGGUGGUAUCCAAAGUGAAAACUUCACAGAAGCCAUUAUUAGUACUGUCAAAUUGUUUCUGGAGAGUAUGUCAAAUGAGACUGGAGCUCUUCCUAAGGAUGUACCUCACAAUAUUCUUGGUGCAUUAUAUGGUUCAAUUAAGUUGAUUCUUAACCCCAAUAUGAGCUAUGCUCAAGCAAACAACCUCUCAAAGGAGACUGUCCAGAUGAUGGAGGAAGUGAUUCAUGCCCUUUUGCCAGCUGAGGCAACUGAGGUGUUGGUUCCCAUCACAAAUGCCAUUUUUACCUAUUUGGAGACAAUCUCAGAACCUGGUGGACCUGACAAAUGGAAUGAAAUUGUUACAAAUGUGUUGAAAGAACUUCAGAAUUCCUUGGCAUCAAACAACACAGUUCAGCCUGUCAUAUCCAUGCUAACCAAGAUCACAGGAUUCAUUCUUGACUCAAAUGAGGGCAAUUUGACAAGGGAUUGGAUUGUUAACCAACAAUUAACAAUGGCACUUGCCAGAGCAUUCCAGGGGAACCUUAGCUCUGCAGAUAUCACAACAUCUGGGAUAGCUCUCGACCAGUUAAUCCAAGCCAUGACCCCCCUAUUCUCCCCUGAGGAAAGAGCCUUCUUUGCUGUUGCAGACCAGGUUUCUCAGACCAUAAAAUACGCUCUACAAGUGGCUAGCUUUGAUGGUGGUCUCCAAAGUGAAAACUUCACAGAAGCAAUCAUCAGUGCUGUGAAAGUGGUUCUAGAGAGUAUGUCUAAUGAGACUGGAACUCUAACUCAAGAUGUGGUUCACAAAAUUAUUGGUGCUUUUAAUGGUUCAGUUCAGCUGAUCCUGCACCCCAAUAUGAGCUACACUAAAGCUAACAACCUCACACAAGAGACUGUCCAGAUGGUGGAGGAUGUAAUUAAUGCUCUUCUUACAGCGGAGGCAGCCGAGGUGUUAGUUCCCAUCACAAAUAGCAUUUUUACCUAUCUGGAGACCAUCUCACAACCUGGUGGAUCUGAUAAAUGGAAUGAAGUUAUUGCAAAUGUGAUAAAUAAACUUCAGAAUUCCCUGCCGUCAAACAUCACAGCUCAGCCCAUCAUGUCCAUGUUAAUGAAGGUCACAGAAUUUAUUCUGAGGUUGAAUGAAGGCAACUUAACUAUGGAGGGGACCACUAACCAACAAUCAGCAAUGUUCCAGGGGAAUGCAAGCUUUUCAGAUUUCACAACAUUUGGGAUGGAACUUGACCAACUAAUCCAAGCCUUGAACCCUUUAUUGUCCCCUGAGCAGGGAGCCUUCCUUGCUGUGGCAGAUCAUGUCUCUCAGGUUCUAAACUAUGCUCUAGAUGUAGCUAGCACUGAUGGUGGUAUCCAAAGUGAAAACUUCACAGAAGCCAUCAUAAGUGCUGUUAAUGUGGUUUUGGAGAAUAUGUCUAUUGAGACUGGAGGUCUACCUCAGGAUGUGGUUCAGAAUAUUCUUAGUGCUUUUCAUGGGUCACUUCAGCUGAUUGUGAAUACUAAUAUGAGCUCUGCUGAAGCUAGAAACCUAACACAGAAGACUGUCCAGAUGGUGGAGGGAGUAAUUCAUACUCUUUUGCCAGUGGAGGCAGCUGAAGUGUUGCUUCCCAUCACAAACAGCAUUUUCACCUAUUUGAACACAAUUUCCCAACCUGGUGGACCAGGCAAAUGGAAUGAAAUUAUCGUAAAUCUGAUGAGAGCACUUCAGAAUAAUCUGCCGUCAAACAACACAGCUCAGCCCAUCAUAUCUGUGAUUCUCAAGGUCACAGAGUACAUUCUAAACUCAGAUGAAGAUUUAACCAAUCAAAUUUUCUCAUACUAUAAAAACCCAUGGGAAAACUUAGGAAACCUAAGCCUUGGCAGCCUCAAUGAAAUAUCACAACAGCUUGCAGUGCUUAUGGGUUCUGUUUCACCAUUCUUGAAUGACUCUGCUCAGACUUUCACAGAAGCUACAGCAGUGCUGGUCCAAAUCCUCUCUGGGAAUGCUGACCAAAUGACCUUUCAGAUGUUGGAGGAGAUGUUGGCUGCUCUGUUGUCAACCUUCAGAGAUACUCCUAUGUGGGAUUCAUUGCCCUCUGUUGUGUCCACAAUUCAAAAUGUCAUUUUGAAUAGUACUCAAAACAUGCAGGCACAAACAGAGUUUUUAUACAUUCUUCAGGAGCCCUUGUCUAGACUUUUGUCAGACAUUUUUCAUGCCAUGAACUCCAGCAGUUUCACUGCUCCCUCCUUUGUUGGUGGAUUGCCACAGGCUAUUUUGUCGACCGCUGAAGCUGCUAUACAGGCUGGUUUGGAGGGUCAGGGCCUGAAUUGCAGCGACGUGAUUCAGAUUUGGCUGGAUGUGAGAAAAGCUGCUGGGAUUAGUGAAGCCGGUCUGACUUUGUGGUGCAAUGUCAAUCUACUGCCAGCCAUAGCAGCCUUCAAUAAACCAGGAGAGGCAACAACAGCCCAAAAUAUGAUGGGCAUGGAGAUGGAUGCUCUGUGGAUAAAUGGCACCACAGAUAUGAUGGUUCAGUCUCUGGAGUCUCUAUAUGGGACAACUCUGAAUUAUACCUUUGCUUGUGAACACCUAACAGAAGUCCUAUUGCAUUACACAUCAAUGUUGUCCAACAUCUCAGUGGCUGAAUUAUCAAACCAGGGAGACUGGAAUGCCCAGCUCUUCCAGCUGCAAUUGUACCAAAGCAUGCCCACUGUACAAAUGGCUCUGGAGAAAAUCAAAGCAGAGGCUCCCUGGAUAGAACCAUACAUCGAGGCAAUUGGAAAAACCAUAGAGUAUAUCCUACAGAAUAGCAAUCUUCUCCAGAACUCAACUGGAAACCCUCAAAUGAUCAUGCAGGCUAUAGAAAUUGCCCUUACUGGAAUGAACUUUACAGAGGAGUCCAUUAAUUAUCUCCUCAGUGGAGAAAUAGUUUUGAACCCCAAUGUAAGCACAAUUGACAGCAUUAUAAAAGAGGUUAUCUUACAAAUCAUUGAAACGGGAUUGCUGGAAAACUGGCCCACGCUUUAUAAAAUAAUUCAACAUGUUCAGUAUUUGGAAAAUUCAAGUGGCAUUGUGUGGAAAACCAUUGAAUUUGUCAACUGGCUCAGCACUACUGAAGAUAGUGGAAUCAAUUUCGUGUUGGAAAUGUUGCUCAAGUUGUACGAGACAGUAAGGCAAGUUCUGCCAACUCUUUCCGAGACAACUCCAAUGAGUUGCAUCUCUGACAGUUUUAUCGACCUUGCAGGGAACUUUUUGUACAUGCUGAGACAAAUCAAACUUACCAGUGACCUCUUUGCCCCAGUGGAGCAAUAUCUGUACCCACUUCAAAUGCAGCUGGCUCAGGGACACAGCCUACAUGGUCUUUUGUCCAAUACCAGAAACACCAGAAGGCUCACACGUAGUGUAAUAAGGGAGCCAGUGGACGACUUCCUUGAUCUUCUUGACAUCGAUUACCAAGCCUUGCUUGAAGUUCUUUCUAUUCCACCAACCCAGACUGAAAUCCUGGAGACCAUCCAUGUUUUCUUUGCCAAUCCAGACCUGGCAGUCAUCCUGAAAGGCCUUUUGAGUGACAUGACUGGAAAUUCAAAUCAGGAGGAAACCAUUGAUUCAGCUCUUAACGUGCUGUCCUAUUUGACACUCCCAAGCAAUGGACAGAAGUUUCUAGAGAUGUUAAAGGACAUUGGCAAUGAUGGAUUGAGUCUGGAGAAACUAGAUAAAAUAGAAAAGCUAACAGAGAGCUUUGGAAGAAUGUUUGAUGUGGCCAUGCUGCUUUCUGAGCAGCCAUCUCUGAACAUCACUCAAACAAUUGAGCACAUGGCCCAUCAACUUCAAUCCUCAUUGUCAAACAUUGUCUCACAGCAAGAAAAUGGCACCAGCAAUGCAGUUGAGUUCCUCACUGCCCUCAAUAGCAUCCUCACAGAGAACUUUGAGGGAGUCAAUGACAUCAGCCCUCAGAUCACUGACAUUCUUCAAAACAUAAUUGCCUCAUUUUCCAAUCCAGGGUCACAAAUGACUGUAGCACCGUAUUUGGCGGCUGUGGAUCAAGCUACCGAAGCCUUUGCGUCACUCCUCUCUGGAGAGGUAGCAAUGUAUUUCAACAUAUCUGGACAAAUGCUGCAAGCAUUUGCAUUGCUCGAUGCAUAUCCUAGUGAUACAGAUCAAGUCCUGAUGUCAACCAACAUGAUUUCUAACUCUAUAAACCAUGUUCUGGCCCUCUUGAAUGUCACAAUGCUUCCAAAUGGACAAUCCGUUCAAGAGGUCACCCAUACUCUCAUCCUUAACAAUGUCAUGGCCACCCAUAUACUGUUCAACCUCUCUAUGUACAACUAUAGCCUGAGCAGCGAUGCAGAGCGGGAAAUGUUGCUAAACCAGACAUUCAGUCAAAUGGUCUUUGUUCUCCCUCAAGAAACGCAUGUCUACUUCUACGCUAUCAAAUCUGCUCUUUUAACUGCCCUCUCCAGAGUAUCCAGCACUGAGGAAAUAAUACUACACUUCCCGGAAAUCUCCCAAGAGGUUUCAGGGUCUCUCCUUGCCUCUCUUAACAUAGUUUACAAUGUGACGUCCACACAAAUGACUCCAGAUGGUCUUGCUUAUAUUUUGAUGACCACGUCUAAUCAAGUGUCCAUGAGUCUCUUUGAGGGCCUUAUGAUAACUGAUUCUCCUAUUGAAGUAUCACAAGUGGUGGAUUCACUGAGUGAGGCUGUGCAAUCUCUGUACUCAAUAAUGCCUGUUGAAGGAAGACAAUACCUCAAUAUCACUCUCUACCUCAUGGAGACAAUGUCCUCUGUCCUUAAUGACACCAGCACCUUUGGGGAUGUAGAGGGAGCAGUAUCUCAGAUAGUCAAUUCUGUCAAUGGACUUCUGGCCAUGGUGCCACAUGUUAAUACCACCUCAUCAGGCAGCAUUAUUGGUGACCUGGAACAGAACCUAAAGACAAUCCUAAUGGUCCUCCAAGGGGAUGAAAGCCCCCUCACUAAAACAGCUGACAUUACCCAACAGCUGCUGUACACCAUUCAGAAAUUCAUCUCGAUGGGCAACAGUAGCAUGGAGUUGGAUCUCACCCAAAUGGUGCUGGGGGCUGCUAGCAUGAAUAUUGGAGAUCUGCUGCUGAUGAAUGUCACAAACUGGACAGCCAAGCUGCCUUUGAUGCUGGCAAAUGUUGCUGACAGUCUUCCAGAUGAUCUACAGUAUUCUUCUCCUAUUAAGACCAUCAUGAGACGUUUGGCCAAUGAAUCUCAAGAAAAUCUGCAUCUUCUACUGCAAGUGCUAAACACUGCCUUUGAAUUAGUCUCAGCCAACUGGGUGAAUGACAGUUCAGGCCUGAUACUGGACCGCCUGUUUACUCAGGUGUGUGCUCUUGAAAAUAUGGCCUCUGUGCAGCUGAUCAGCCAGACGCUGUCUCUUGGCCCCAGGCUACUAUGUGGCACCGUUGUCCCCACAUUCCAGGCCCUCCAUGUGCUCGCAACCAGCAUUGUGGACAAAAGCAUCAACAUCUAUGAUCUGAUUUUCCAGACAUUUGUUGGAGACCCCAGCACUUAUAUCACUAAAAUGGACUGGACCUCAACCCUCUCUCAAUUUGUUGGCUUCGACGUCAAAACUCUGAGAACUUUUAACAUCAACACCACAUCUCCAGCUGAAGUCAAAGUAUCAGAGCUGCUGAAAAACACCACUCUAUUUGUUCAGGAUGUCGAGCAAUACACCAGCAUGCCCCCUCUCGCACUUCAGGCUCUGCUGGAGUCCCCUCUACCCAGCAGCAACAUGCAGAUCUUGACAUGUUUGGCAAACCUGCAUCAGUGCACAGACCCGUUGUCUCUGGGACUGGACCCGACAGAGCAGAUGAUCUUCAACGCUUUCUGUAAUCUGACAGAUAUUGAAUGGUACAGCAUGGCGAUUCUCCUGGUUCGUCACGUGGACACGAAGGCCUUUUUGUUUAAGCUGAUGUUAUCCAAAGAAAUUCAGGAUUUGGUGGCACUCAUGCUACAUAUGGUCAAGAUCCUGAUGGAAAUUAUGCAAAGGCUGGUACCUGCCCUGAACAAACUGCAGGAGUACCUUGAUAACAUUGGAGACCUAAACCUGGUGGCCAACCAAGAGUUCCACAGCCUGGUAAGAGGAAAGCGAUCCACCAUGUCUAGCAGAGCGACCUUCAACACCAUCUCUCGAGCCUUGUGCAAAAACGGCAUCCUUACGCUUUUCGCCAUCACUAAACUUCCCAUCGCAUCUGAGACUGAUCCCUCCGUCCAGGUGGACCACAAGAGAGAAGAACUCAUUCAGAAGUUUAAAAUCCCUCAUGAUGCCAGUCCCUUCUGUAUGAACCUCUACUUGGAUAUGGUAAACACCACAGGGGGCGCAGUGGCAUGGGCAUUCCUCAAACCCUUGCUGUUAGGACAGGUCCUGUACUCACCAGACACACCUCUGACCAGAGAAAUCAUGAGAAAGUCAAAUUCUACACUCCACCAGUUUGGCGAUCUGAAGCUUUAUGCUACUGAAUGGAUAGCGUCAUCAUCCUAUGUCAUGCAGUCUGCUGACCUUCUGACUAAAACCUUGCCAAUGCUUCAGAACUCUCUGCGCAAUCCCUUCGUCCAAAACUUCAUUCAGUCCCAGACUGGUAUUGAUGUUGCAGAAAUGUCAACAAAACUCAGCCAGUUCUCAAACAUGACAGUUCUGUUGGAGAAAAACAAGUUUAUCAUAGAUCAGAUCACUACCCUCUCCCAGCUAAUGAUGAACCUCUCCUCCUGUGUCAACUUCGACCGCUUCAAAGGCUUCAACUCCACUGAUGAACUCGACACAAAGGCAGAGAAACUGGCUCAGAACCGCGAGCUGUACGCCAGUAUCAUCUUCAAACAAGCUGAGGUAAACUCCAACUCCAGCCUGCCUCCUCAAAUCGACUACACCAUCCGCAUGAAUAUCGAGAAUGUCAUGCGUACUGACCGUGCACGGAAUCCCUUCUGGGUGAAGGAUGCCUUCAUCUCAUCCACAAAGACUCAACGGUACAACCGAGGCUUUGUGUACUUGCAGGAGAGCAUCGAGAGAGCCAUCAUUGAAAUGCAGACAGGAAAAGCCAUGGAUGGGCCUGCGGUCCAGAUCCAGGCCUUCCCUUAUCCAUGCUUCUACCAAGAUGAAUAUCUCAACAGCAUCGCUUUUGCCUUCCCAAUGGCUCUCAUGAUUUCCUGGGUGCUUUUUGUUGCCCACUUUGUUAAGAAACUUGUCCACGAGAGAGAACUGCGACUGCAUGAGUACAUGAAAAUGAUGGGAGUCAAUCCAAUCAGCCACUUCUUUGCCUGGUUUAUUGAGAGCGCCGUCUUCCUUCUGUUCACCAUCAUCCUCCUCACAAUCAUUCUGAAAGCUGGUGGCAUCCUUCCUCACAGCGAUGGCUUUGUGCUCUUCCUCUAUCUGUGUGACUACGGCCUCAGCGUCCUCGCAAUCAGCUUCCUGGUCAGCUCCUUCUUUGAUAAGACCAACAUCGCAGGGCUGAGUGGCAGUCUUAUCUAUGUCUUCUGCUUCUUCCCCUUCAUCUUGCUGAUCCACUUGGAGGACAAUCUCUCAUUCUCUGUUAAGAGUGCUCUGAGUCUGUUUUCUCCAACAUGCCUAAGUUAUGCCACUCAGUAUAUCUCCCGCUAUGAAAAACAGGAGGAAGGCAUCCAGUGGAGCAACAUGUAUGUCUCUCCUCUGGCUGGAGACACUUCCUCAUUCGGUUGGCUCUGCUGGCUGCUCCUCAUUGACUCAGUAGUGUAUUUCAUUGUUGGUAUUUACAUCCGCAUGGUCUUCCCAGGAAAGUAUGGCAUUGGUGUGCCGUGGUACUUCCCUGUGACACAAUCCUUCUGGAAAGAUAUGUUCAGCUGCUGUAACAGAACACCAAAGAAGAUUGGCAGAGGACUGCUCUUCACCAACAUGAUGCAGGAGCAAAGCAAUGACAAGAACAAAGGUAAAGGUAACUUCCCAGCUAAUGGAGAUGAAGACUUUUCGGGUUUACCUGUUGGAGUUUCACUGUAUGGCCUGACGAAGACCUACGGCAACCGGCAUGCUGUUGACAACCUGAACCUCUCUUUCUAUGAGGGGCAGGUCACCUCUUUGCUGGGUCACAAUGGAGCUGGAAAAACUACCACUAUGUCACUUCUGACGGGGUUGUUUGCACCCACCAACGGCACCAUUGAGGUCUAUGGGAUGGAUAUGCAGACGUCCAUCGAUGAUGUACGAAGGGAAAUGGGCGUGUGCAUGCAAUACGAUGUCCUGUUUGACCACCUCACCACCAAAGAGCACCUGUUGCUAUACGCUCAGAUCAAAGCCCCCCACUGGAACAAGCAGGAAGUGAACGAACAAGUGCGCAGAAUCCUAAUGGAAACAGGCAUGUAUGCCCACCGACACAAGCGUGUCAGCACCCUGUCAGGAGGUAUGAAGAGGAAGCUAUCCAUCUCCAUUGCCUUCAUAGGAGGCUCACGACUGGUGGUGCUGGAUGAGCCCACCACUGGUGUGGACCCCUGCUCUCGACGCAGCAUCUGGGAAAUUGUCCUACAACACAAGCAAGAGCGUACCAUCAUUCUUUCCACCCAUCACCUGGAUGAGGCUGAAGUUCUUAGUGACCGCAUUGCUUUCCUAGAGCAUGGAGGCCUCAAAUGCUGUGGUUCACCCUUCUUCCUCAAAGACAAACUGGCUAAGGGCUACAACCUCACCCUCACAAAGAAGGUUCAGACUUCUGAUUCAAAGGAGAGGUUCGACAAUGAUGAAUUAAGGGCUUUCAUUCAGUCCUACCUGCCUGACGCUCGGCAGAAGGAGGGAGAAGUGGGCGAUCUGGUCUACUUCCUCCCGCCAUACAGCCCUCAGAAUGCUGCUGCAUACCAGUCUUUGCUCACCAAUCUGGAUCAGAACCUCGACAGGCUUCAGCUGGGCUGCUAUGGCAUUUCCGACACCACCCUGGAAGAGGUGUUCCUGCAGUUGACUCGAGAUGACAUGGAGCCUGAGAGGAGUGGGGCUUGCUCUGUGUCAGAGAAUGUGACUGUGAAUGACACAUUUGCCUACAGAGACAGCAUUCCAGAUGACCUCAACAGCAUGUACCUGGGAGAGAAAGCCAGCCUCACUGGGACCUCAGCUGUGAGUGGGCUUGCCCUGAUGGCACAGCGGGUGAUGGCCAUGCUGUUGAAACGUGUGCAUCACUCCAGGAGGGACUGGAAGGGGCUGUUAUCCCAGGUGGUCUUGCCUGUGUUCUUUGUAAUUGCUGCAAUGGGCCUGGGCUCUAUCAAGAGUGACCUUCAGCACUUUCCUAAGAUUACGCUCUCACCUGCUCAGUACAACAUUGAUGAACAAUAUGCUUUCUUCAGCAAUCAGAAUCCCAAUGCCAGCAGUUUUGUUGAUACCAUGAUGUCCUAUCCAGGUAUUGACCACUUCUGCAUGAGAGACCCCACAAACUCGGUUUGCAAAGAAAGACAAAGAACAGGAGUCCAGACCUGGACCACCAAAGGCGACAGCUCAGCUACAUUUACCACCUGCAAGUGUAGCGAACAAGUGCAGUCUUGUCCUGCAUCAGGUUACGAUCCACCUCACAUAAGAAAUCCAUCAUCCCAGAUUGUCUAUAACCUGACGGGCAUCAACAUAGAGAACUACCUGCAGGCCACUGCUAAUGACUUCAUUAGAAACAGAUAUGGAGGCUGGGACUUUGGAAAGCCGCUCCCACGUGAUCUUAAGAUGGACAUGUUAGAAGUGCCACAGAACAGAACACUUACUAAGGUUUGGUAUAAUCCAGAAGGCCACCACACCAUGCCUGCCUACCUCAACAGCCUCAACAACUUUCUCCUGAGAACCAGUCUGCCACCUGAGAAACGGCAACAAUACACUAUCUCACUGUCUAGCCACCCAUAUCCUGGCCAAGUGCUAGACGAGGAUGUCAUGGUGGGAGGUUUGGUCAGUAUACUGGUUGCACUCUGUGUCCUCACUGGCUACUCCAUCAUGACUGCCAGCUUUGUCAUCUACGAGGUUCAGGAACAUCACACCGGUUCCAAGAGACUCCAACAAAUCUCUGGCAUCAGCGAGACUUUUUAUUGGAUCAUCAACUUCUUCUAUGACAUGGCCCUUUACAUGGUUCCUGUGGUCCUGUCAGUGGCUAUGGUAGCAGCGUUCCAGCUCCCAGCCUUCACACAGCGGCAGAAUCUUGCCGCGGUCACAGUGCUGCUGGUGCUGUUUGGCUUUGCCACCUUCCCUUGGAUGUACCUUCUGUCUACGUUAUUCAAGGAUGCAGAGAUGGCUUUCAUUGGCUAUGUUUGCAUCAAUCUGUUCAUCAGUGUCAACACCAUCAUCUCCACAUCAAUUAUCUACUUCCUUGGUCAGCUCAACCCGAAUGACCAGAGCGUCAAGGAUGUGUACCGUACCAUGAGCAACGUAUUCCUAGUGUUCCCUCAGUUCAGCUUUGGGAAUGGCUUGAUGGAACUGGCUCGGGUUGACAUGCAAGUGCAGAUCUUGAGCGCUUAUGGGGUGGACGCCUAUAAGGACCCCUUCACCAUGGAUGUGCUGGGCUGGAUGUUCAUCUCUUUAUUCCUGCAGGGUUUCAUCUGCUUCACGCUCCGUCUGCUACUCAAGCCACUCAUUCGCAAAGUCAGAUGGUUAAUCUGCCAUAAGAGGGACUUCCUUCAGAGCUACAGUCCCAAUGAAGAUGAAGAUGUGGUGGCUGAACGCUUGCGUGUGAACAGUGGGGACGCUAGUGCAGAUAUUUUGCAGGUCAACCAGCUGACUAAAGUCUACCAGCACCUGAAGAGGAGGGUACAAGCUGUGAAGCAGCUGUCUGUGGGCAUCCCAGCUGGCGAGUGUUUUGGAUUGCUGGGCGUCAAUGGUGCAGGAAAGACCACUACCUUCAAGAUGCUGACAGGAGACAUCACCCCCACCGACGGCUCUGCUAAGAUCCGUGACAUUGACGGGAGAAUGGUUGACAUCAUAGACUGCAAUAGAGAGGGCAUAAACAUUGGUUACUGCCCUCAGGUGGACGCACUGGAUGACCUCCUGACUGGAGAGGAACAUCUCUAUUUUUACGCCCGAAUUAGGGGCAUCUCCAAGAGGGAGAUUGACCGGGUUGUGAACUAUCUGUUGAAAAAGUUGGAGCUGAAUUACCACAGACACAACACAAGUGAGAGCUACAGUUGCGGUACGCGCCGGAAGCUGUCGACAGCCUUGGCCCUGAUUGGAAACCCACAGAUCCUUCUAUUGGAUGAGCCCAGCUCUGGAAUGGACCCUCGUUCCAAACGUCACCUCUGGAAGAUCAUCUCGGAGCAGGUGAUGGGCAAAUGUGCUGUGGUCCUGACAUCACACAGUAUGGAGGAGUGCGAGGCCCUGUGUACCCGUCUGGCUAUAAUGGUGAAAGGACAGUUCAGAUGUCUUGGUUCGCUGCAGCACAUCAAGAACAGGUUUGGCAAAGGAUUCACUGUGAAGAUGUAUUUGGCUGAGGCCUCCUGUGAUGUAGAUAUGAUCAGCAACUUCAUGCAGCAGAAUUUCCCCAGCACAUUCCUAAAGGAUCAUCACUCCAAUAUGGUGGAGUAUCAUGUACCAGUUGCUCCUGGUGGUGUGGCUUCCAUCUUUGACCAAUUAGAGUCCAACAAGGCUAUACUGCAAAUUAAACACUUCUCAGUCAGCCAGACCACACUAGAUGAGGUUUUCAUUAACUUUGCCAUGGGAGAGUCGGACACAGACACUCAGGAAUUGACUGAAGGCACAGAUGUUGACAGUCUAGACUCUUUCAAUGCUUUGACCACAUAACAUACUUGAUUUGCACAUAAUGCCACUGAAUGAACCUUAAAUAAAGAAAUUAAUUAUAUAGGAAAUGAUUCUUCAAUGUCGGCACAUCUUCACUCUCAUUAAUAUUUUCUCUGCAGGCACAUCUCUUGUGCAAGAAUGUACUGAAUAUUUAAUUGGCUCUUUCCUCUGUCUGCUUCAAGGCACAGUUCCUCUUAAAAAAUGUACUACGCUUAUUUUCACAUUAAAGCUAUUUUUCA
Xyrauchen texanus (razorback sucker) is the source of this 17785-nucleotide messenger RNA. It is a transcript of the gene abca12, whose product is annotated as ATP-binding cassette, sub-family A (ABC1), member 12. Lineage: Eukaryota; Metazoa; Chordata; Actinopteri; Cypriniformes; Catostomidae. Gene Ontology annotation, cellular component: intracellular membrane-bounded organelle; membrane. The transcript has 72 exons. Gene Ontology annotation, molecular function: ATP hydrolysis activity; ATP binding; lipid carrier activity. Gene Ontology annotation, biological process: transmembrane transport; lipid transport. The coding region runs from base 135 to 17549 and encodes 5804 amino acids. The record is from RefSeq and is a predicted model, not a curated record.